Polyodon spathula (Mississippi paddlefish) is the source of this 3274-nucleotide messenger RNA. Its product is annotated as tetratricopeptide repeat protein 39C-like. The coding region runs from base 703 to 2421 and encodes 572 amino acids. The transcript has 14 exons. Gene Ontology annotation, biological process: cilium assembly; otolith morphogenesis. NCBI's taxonomy places the organism in Eukaryota, Metazoa, Chordata, Actinopteri, Acipenseriformes, Polyodontidae. The record is from RefSeq and is a predicted model, not a curated record. Gene Ontology annotation, molecular function: protein binding.
GCUGAGCAGAGGAGGAUUCGUCACCUGGGGCCGAUAAUAAACGAGGAAAUGGUGUAAUCUUUCACCUUGGUUUAGUCGAGAUAGAGAAUAGCGAAUCGAAUGCAAUAUAUAUAUAUAUAUAUAUAUAUAUAUAUAUAUAUAUAUAUAUAUAUAUAUAUUAUAUAUAUAUACACAUCACUUAUUUUUCUUGAUUGCAAAAUCCCAGAGGAUAAGGUGAAAGAAAUCAGGUCUUAAUGAUACAAAAUGUACAGAAUUCGAAUCAUGCUAAAAUCAUAGAAAUCCAUUCGGUAUCGUGUGCAAGGGAAUGGAGGCGGUUAAGAAAUGAUCACAAUACAAGUAAUACAAUUACUGUAUUGAUAUAUCUUGUAAAUCGGGUUGGGUCUUAAAUCCAGCGUAACGCAGGGAGAUAAUUCUGACAAUUGCAGUGCAGUUGCAUUGCUGUAGCCGGUGCUGGUGCUUGCUGAGUAAUUGUGAAAUAAAUACAAAUAGGCACAGUACAUACAGGAAGGCACACAUCCUCCUCCUCUUCUGUCUCCGCCUGUUCUGCUGCUUCUAUUAUGUGUUGUUAGUUUCGGUUUAAAUGGAGGCGGCGAAGAGGAAUCUGUUUUUUGUUUGAUUUUUUUUUUUUUUUGUUUUUUUUUUUUUUUUGUUCUUUUUGGUUGGUUGGUUUGUUUUUGUUAUCCCGGUUAAUUUUGAUAAGACAUGGCAGGGCAAGAGCAGAUAAAUCAGAUAGACGAAAGCUGUCAGAGUAUAGAUGGUGCAGAACUGGCACUCGAAGGGAUCAACAUGCUCCUCAACAACGGAUUCAGAGAGAGCGACGAGCUCUUCAAAAAAUACAGAAAUCAUAGCCCGUUAAUGAGCUUUGGAGCCAGUUUUGUCAGUUUUUUGAAUGCCAUGAUGACUUUUGAAGAAGAGAAGAUGCACAUGGCCUGUGAGGAUCUGAAGACAACAGAAAAGCUGUGUGAGAGCGAAGAAGUGGGAGUCAUCGAAACAAUCAAGAAUAAGAUUAAAAGGAAUGUUGACUCUCAGAAGCCUCCCCCCUCAGUGGUAGAUCGACUCCAGAGACAAAUCAUUGUAGCAGACUGUCAGGUGUAUCUGGCCGUGCUUGCCUUUGUCAAACAGGAAGUCUCAGCUUACAUCAAAGGGGGCUGGAUCCUUCGAAGGGCCUGGAAGAUCUACAAUAAAUGCUACAGUGACAUCGGUGUGCUACAGGAAUCGUGUCAGAAGACAUCUCAGGAGUCGUUGACCUCGGACAGGGCGAACGACAACUCGGUCACCACUGAGGGUGUAUCAGCUGAGUCCCUCAGCAGGCUGAAAGGCUCUGUGAGCUUUGGAUAUGGUCUCUUCCACCUUUGUAUAUCCAUGGUACCGCCCCACCUGCUGAAAAUCAUCAACCUGCUUGGCUUUCCCGGGGACCGGCUACAGGGGUUGUCUUGCCUUAUUUAUGCAAGUGAAAGUAAGGACAUGAAGGCACCUCUAGCUACGUUAGCGUUACUCUGGUAUCACACAGUGGUUAGACCGUUUUUCGCCCUGGAUGGGACAGACACUCAGGCAGGAUUGGCAGAAGCAAAGGCGAUCCUCCAGAAGAAAGAAACUGUGUAUCCAAACUCCUCGCUCUUCAUGUUCUUCAAAGGAAGGGUCCAGAGAUUAGAGUGCCAGAUUAACAGUGCCUUGACUUCUUUUCAUGAUGCAUUGGAACUAGCAACGGACCAAAGAGAAAUUCAACAUGUGUGUCUCUAUGAAAUAGGUUGGUGCAGCAUGAUUGAGAUGAACUUCAAAGAUGCGUACGAGUCCUUUGAACGGCUUAAAAAUGAGUCAAGGUGGUCUCAGUGCUAUUAUGCUUAUCUGACAGCAGUGUGCCAGGGAGCUUCAGGUGAUGUGGAGGGUGCAAAGAGUGUUUUUAAAGAGGUUCAGAAGCUCUUUAAAAGAAAGAACAAUCAAAUUGAACAGUUCUCACUGAAAAGGGCAGAGAGGCUGAGAAAACAGUCUCCCUCCAAGGAGCUCUGCAUUCUGGCAGCCAUUGAGGUGCUUUACCUGUGGAAGGCACUUCCAAACUGUUCAUCCUCCAAACUGCAGAAUAUGAGCCAAGCUUUGCAAGAGAUGGAUGACACAUUACAUGUCGGUUUAAAACACUUGCUACUUGGUGCCAUCCACAAAUGUCUUGGGAACUCAAAAGAUGCCAUUCAGGCUUUUCAAUUGGCUGCAAGCAAUGAACUGGGCCGACAGAACAAUUCCUAUGUACAGCCUUACUCCUGUUAUGAACUUGGUUGUAUACUGCUGGACAACACUGAGGCUACGGGGAAAGGCAGAGCAUUGCUUCUUCAGGCCAAGGAAGAAUUUGCUGGAUAUGAUUUUGAAAACAGACUGCAUGUUCGCAUCCAUGCAGCACUAGCUUCCUUGAAGGAGGUUGUUCCACAGUGAUCCCCAAGCAAACACACACUCAGAUUCUGCACUUUAUGUUGUGCACAGCACGCAGCGGAUAUGGGAAACCCGGCUUUAUUUCUGAAAGCCAUCAAUACAAACGUGUUUUAAAGAAGAAUAAAUACCGGGUGUUGGUGUGAAUUCUAGUUUGAAUAGUAACAGUGUCAUAGUAACAUGUUGUUUUUUACAUCCUGCAGUAAAGAAGAGCUCAAAAUUGUAGUUCCUCAUUAGAAUAUCAAUUGACCUUGUUUACUUAGUUUUAGUUGGUUUGUCAUUCUGUUUCCCGGUCUGUACUUUAUUAAUUUGUGGUAAUGCAUUUCUGGCAAUGAGAAGCACAUAGCUUGUCUGGUUUUUAAAGUGUUCAUCUGUGUUAAAUGUGGAGAGACUUCUUUAAGUUCUUAUGUCUUUGAGGCCAAAUAUAUAUGUAUAUAUAUAUAUACACACACACACACACACACACACACACACACACACAUAUAUAGAGACCCGACAGGGUGUCCGUAUACGUCGAAUACACAGGCGCUUCAGGGCCUCCAAUCCCCGAGAAGUCUAUAUAUUUGACGUAUAGGGACACCCUGAAGGGCCUUAUUGCAUUUAUAAUCCAGGUCAAACAGUGGAUUUGAAGAAAACAAAAGCAGCAGUAAUUAUUAGGGUAAAAAAAAUUGUUUUUACCGAAAUAUCCUUACGCCAAUAAAGGGACUGCAAAAGUAGUCUAAUUUAUAACUUUGAACUACACACUAAGUUAAGCUGAGUAAAUUGAUUUGAUUGAAACAUUCAAAAAGUAAAUGUACAGGGUGAUUAGAAAGUACCUUUACCACAUCAGUGCAUUUGUGUUUUUCUGUAGCAUUUACAA